GUACGCAUCAGCUGCAGUCAAGACUCGCGAAUAACUGCGGCAAACGCGUGUCAAGUUGACGCUUCGGGGGCCUUACCGAAAGCAAAACUCGUUUUAUCCACCAACGUAAUGGCAAAAUUAACUGAUGUAACGCUGUCUGCUUUACUUUGAAAGUCCGCACUAAGGAAGUGGUUUCCUGGCAAUGCAGCUACCUGGACGGCGGACUGCGGUGAUAAACAUAAACACGCAGUCAGGCAGGCAAGCAAGCAGACCGCCUGAAUUCAGGCAGCCAACUGCGAGGUCAGUCAGUGGACCUUUUGGUCAACUCCAGCUGCCCGCCUCUCUUUUCACUGGCAUCGCUCACUCGCUGCCCGCAGCCUCUGACGCUUCAGAAGCGGGCACGCUUUUGACGUUUGGCCAAGCGUUCACGGAGAACCGCCGCGAGAGCGAGCGGGCGGCCGUCCUCGCGUGUCUCUUCUCCCCGACUCCUCUCACCUCUCCUCGGGGGGCGACGGAGGCGACAUGACUGAGCUCCGGCGGCGAGGGGGCGGCGGGGAAGACCCGGACAGCACCGACAACAUGAGCGAUAAGGAGGGCGAGGAGGACAGGUCAUUGGGCCUGCAGGGCGACAUGGAGGGUGAGUGCGACGUGGACACCAAAGCGGACGCUGCCGACGUCCCAGCAUCCACGGCAGACACUGAUAACACACCACAGUGUCUCAACAAGGCUCUGGAAGGACUGCACCCAAGAUGGAAAAACUACUGGAUUCGAGGCGUUUUGUCUCUCGCCAUGAUUUCGGGUUUCUUCCUCAUCAUCUACCUGGGACCAAUCGCUCUCAUUUUAAUUGUCAUGACAGUGCAAAUCAAGUGUUUCCAGGAAAUCAUCACAAUCGGCUACAAGGUCUAUCGCUCUUAUGACCUGCCCUGGUUCAGGACGCUCAGCUGGUAUUUCUUGGUGUGCGUCAACUAUUUUUUCUACGGUGAGACCCUGGCCGACUAUUUUGGGGCUCUGGUGCGGAGAGAGGAGCCUUUGCAGUUCCUGUCUCGCUACCACAGAUUCAUCUCGUUCGCCUUGUACCUGGCAGGUUUCUGCAUGUUUGUGCUGAGUUUAGUGAAGAAACAUUACCGCCUGCAGUUUUACAUGUUUGCGUGGACCCAUGUGACGCUGUUGAUUGUGGUGACUCAGUCACACCUUGUCAUACAGAACCUGUUUGAAGGAAUGAUCUGGUUCAUUGUGCCCAUCUCCAUUGUGAUCUGCAAUGACAUUGGCGCCUACCUGUUCGGGUUUUUCUUUGGACGCACUCCACUCAUCAAGCUUUCGCCCAAGAAGACGUGGGAGGGAUUCAUAGGAGGCUACUUCUUCACUGUCGUCUUUGGAUUCAUUUUGUCGUCGCUGCUGUCCCAGUUCCAGUACUUCGUGUGUCCGGUGGGCCUGAGUAGCGAAAGCGGCACCUUGUUCACAGUUGAAUGCGAGCCAUCGGACUUGUUUGUGCUGCACCAGUACAAACUGCCCACGCUUGUACGCAACUUGCUGCCUUGGGAAACAAUGACGUUGUACCCAUUCCAGAUCCACAGCAUCUUUCUGUCAUCCUUUGCAUCGCUCAUCGGCCCUUUCGGGGGCUUCUUCGCAAGCGGCUUUAAGCGAGCCUUUAAGAUUAAAGAUUUUGCCAGCACCAUCCCGGGUCACGGAGGCAUCAUGGACCGCUUCGACUGUCAGUACCUGAUGGCCACUUUCACCCACGUCUACAUCGCCAGCUUCAUCAGGGGCCCCAACCCGAGCAAAGUCCUGCAGCAGCUUCUGAUGCUGCAGCCUGAGCAGCAGCUGAGUAUUUUCAACACGCUCACCACACACUUGAAGGACAGAGGGAUGCUGCCCCCCACAGAGUGACUGGGAGGUGGUGACAGGCGAGUGUGUGAUUGUACAACUAUGUACCCAACAACAACACACGAGUGUGUCAAACUGAUGACUCUUCAUUCGACUUGAAACCAGUGCAAGCUAAAAACAAAACAAAAAACAAAAAAAUGACAUCACAAAUACUGAAAACGCCACCAAAAAAAAAAGUCUUCCACCGGUUCUGGAGCCUUGCAUCCAGCUGCCAUCUUUGACCAGGAAGUGGUCGAAGUCUACAUUGCACUGACCCAGCAAUGAAUUAAGAUGUCGGUUAGCGGACUAGCACAUGCGCUAACCAGCGACAGGCCACUUUAGCCCACACACUCAGCCACCAAAGUAGACCAUACACUUGUUACAUGCUAAUGUACAUAAAAAAAUUAGCUCAUAUAUAGUUACCUAUUAAACUAAAAAACCAAUGUAACUUAUCAAUUUAAUGUAGCUAAAUAGCAUGAACACAUUUAGUACAUUUGAACGUUCAGAAGGUGAAAAAAAGUUUUAUAUUUGAGGAGUGAGACGAGAACAUCAAAUUACAUCAAGGUAACAAAACUUUAGAUGUUAUAUUAACUGGAAUGUUCUGCACAGAGUUGGAAAAAUGCUAGCAAUUAGUAGAGAUAGUAAGAGACUGUAAAUUCAUAGCUAUAUUUUUUAGUUUUAUGACUAUGAGUAGUUGGAUAGGAGCAUAAAAAGCCGCCAAUACUUUAGAAGCAAUACAAGUUUCUUAUGCUGAGGAAGUUAAGUUUGUUGGCCGUUUUAGUUUGACCACAUAGCACUAGCUCUUUCAACUAACAACAUUGGAGCAUGUGUGUGGCUGGAAAAACGCUAAACUCUCUCUUUAGCAUUUACUACUGAAGUUGAAGAAGCACUAAAAUGUUCAUAUCGCUAAUGACGCUAGCCGCACUGAGUGGCCAAAAAAUGCUAGCGACUAGCACAGAUGCGAAAAGGAGAUACAGCAAUUCAAAUGAUACGAUUUCUAAAAAUUAAAAACACUCAGUCGUGUUAGCAGUUUAGCUUCAUUAGCCGCUUUAUAGUUUGCUGAUGAACAAAUUAAUACUAGAACUUGUAGCACUGCUUUUAAGUUUGUCAUGCUAUAGAAGUUAGCAUUUUCUUGAUGGCAACUUUGUCUCGUUUAAUAACCAAAAGAAAGCACUAAUUCUUUCAGCUACAUUUGAGCAUGUGUGGCACAAGGCUCGUCUGGCUACUGUGAAACUGCUAACCCGUUAGCAUUGUACUACUGAAGACUAAGAACUAAAUGUUCUUCCCCACUGUUGAUGCUAGCCGCACUGAGCGCCACUUUUUCUCAAGGCUUUUAUUUCAUGACAUCAGAUAGAUGAUGUUUUUGAAUGUAGUUUGCCAUGAAGACUAUACUGUAUUUAAUGCAAAACUUGUGCAGUUAAUAUUUUAUGCAAAUUUUGUCCAAAUAUCGAUGCGAUGUUUAGGACAGAGAAAAGGUUUACCAAAGCGCUUUUUUGUUUGUUUGUUUUUCUGUUUUGUUUUGUUUUUGUUUUGAGGUUUUUUGACUAUCUGAUGUUUUCUUCCGGAUGGACUUCCGAGUUUUUUUCCUCCAGGCCAUUUAUUUUUUUAAGUUCUACUGGGACCAGAUGAGGGCGUUUCAUUUUGAAAGGACCCCAUUUGAUUUUGAAUAGUUGAAUAUCAAUGCAGGCUUUGCAGACCCAAAUUUGAAAGUCAAAACGAUUCAAGGUGUGGCAAUUAAGACACAAGAUUCCCAGCACAAAGCCGAUUGGGUGACACAUUUCGAUGCUGUUUUGUUCACUUAUCUUGCUGUUUGCUUUAUUUUGCUUUAUUUUCAACAAACAAAAAUGUCAGAUCGGCUAACGGAUAGCUUCAGUGUAGCCAUGUUGACCAUUGAAAUAAUGAAAAUUUGUACACAAAGGGGGGUGCAACAUAUGAAGACAGGUAAUAUAAAAAUACUCAGGCAUCUAUUCUUUAUCCUUUGCCAAGAAUGAGUAUUACUGCAGUUUACCAAUGUGUUGUGACAUUCUUUUUCACCCUUUUACUGAAUAUCCUUAUCUAUGGAUGGAUGAAUUGUAGUAUCCCCCCAGGUGGCAAUGGCCUGAAGGAGCAGCACAAUAUACAUUAAAUUGAAGCAAAUAACUUGGGAAAAAUAAUUUACAUUCUGUUUUAUUCUCUAAUUGCUGUUUUUAAAUUACAUUAUUUCAUGCUGCUUUUGUUACAAGUGUGAAAGAAGCACAGUGAUACAUCAUCAUAGACAUAUAGUGGAAAUGUCACGAUGUCGCAGAACACUGUGACAUAAGCAUUCAAUUCUUGUUUCUUUGUUGUGAGAAUUUACACAUAAAUUUGAAAAAUGUCUGACAAUCGGCUCCCCAAUUUAUUUUUACUGAAAAAAAAAAAAAAAAAAGGUUCCAGUAAUAUGCGUUUCAAUUGUUCCCUUGACAGACUUGCACAUUACAAAUUGAUUGUGAUUGGGCAUAACAUCCUGAAAUAUGACAGUUAACUCUUUUUUAAUUAUUUUUAUUAUUUUAGAAACAAAAUGGACAUUCAGCGGUGGUGUUGAUUUUUUUUAAAACAUUUUUAUUUAUCAUUCUGUGAAUAUUUAAUUUCAUGAGGUUUGUAAUGGUGAUGAUGAAGGGUUUGAGAUGAACGUGGGGUAAAUAAAGUCAUUUAAAAAAAUGUGUGGCAUUUAAAAUAAUUCAUACAACAUGAAGAGAAAAUACAGAUAUGAAAUGUAGACAUGUUGGGAAAUGACAAAUUACAUUAAAAAAAAGGUUUUUCAAACUUAAGCAACACAAUCAUUGUGAAGAACAUUCCAGAUGCCUAAGCACAAAUCUUUCAAGUUUACGCUGCAAUUGUCUACUCAAUCCUAAUAAUAAUAUUUUAAAAAGUUAUAUUCAAGGUGCUUUCUUUGACGCAAAGUCAUCUGUGGUCUAAAUUGAACAACAGAAAAAGUGCAAUUUGAAAUUAUUAUGGCUUAGUGACAUUUUUAUGACUUCAUUAAUCAUUCAUCAUUCCAUCCAUCCACGAUCUGAGCCAGUUAUCCUCACAAGGGUCGCGGGAGUGCUGGAGCUUAUCCCUUAUUUUCGGGCAGGUGGCAGGAUACAAUUAUUCUUCACCAAUCUGGACAAAAUUUAGUAGAUGUAUCCGUCGUGACAAGGUACACGAAAAAGUCUCAAAGACACACGUCCGUAUUUGAAAAGGAAGUAAGCCAUUUUUUAGUUGAAGCAGCUAAUAUUUGGCGAGUUCUAAGGCUAGAUAGUACUUUGUUCAAAGCUUCUCCAGCCUAGAAACCAAUUUCACUGACAGACAUGAAAUUGAGUAACCUCGCUAUAAUACAUAUUUAUUUAUUUUUCAGAAACAAGAUUUCAAUGAAUUUUUUUUUUGCAAACUUUAUAAAAAUUUUGAUGAGGGGGGUUGUCUUCCGCCUCCAUGAACCACUGCCGUGACUUUUUUUUUCUGGUUACAACAUUAAAAUGUAUUUAAUGUAACUUCGCCUUAAAAUAAGAUGGUGAUGUGUGAGUCGUUAUUAAGAAGCGUGUCAUGUUCUGUCCAACUUGGUUAGUGACAGAAAAUAACCUUUGAACUGAUUUAUCUUGGUCAAGUUACAGACCAAACCAUCAACUGAAUCACAAUCUAUGUGCAUUUUCUGCAGUCAGUCUGAAAUGUUUUAAGCUUAAAAAAAAGUUUAAUCACAUGUAUCAAAAUAUUUACAGACAGUAACAAUGAGUUGUUGCAGCAUUAGUGUUUUAUGUCUUUUUCCGACAUUUGUUGUUAUCAUGACUUGUCAAAACUGAUUUUCUUUGUCUUCGUGAUUGCCAAAAUGUUUUUAAUGUAGGCACUGCUUAGCAAUAAAACUCAACAGAUGCUUGCGGAUCCUGCCGUGUCGAUUUGAACAAAAACCGCGGCUAAAAUAAGUUUUCAACACCUCACCAUUUUUCUCACUAAAUAAUUUUUCAAAGGUAUUACUGACAAGUAAUCCUAUGAACAUCUGGUUUAAAAAAAAAAAAAAAAUCAUCAGAAUUUUGUUGGAGUGACUAAAAUGGACAUUUAAAUUUUUGAACAUAGAUAACGCUUAGUGUUAAAACAGCGAUUUGCGGCACCAAAGUUACAAAAGCGCAUUGUUUUAAAAUUAUUAGGCAUGCUUAUCACGUCAUACUACCAUAAUUGCUCGUAUAUAACAAGCACCCAUGUAUAACAUGCACCCCCAAAGUUGACCUCAAAUUUGAGGAAAACCUUUCCACUUAUGUAUAUUGCAUUUUUACAAUGCAAUAUUUUGCUUCUGCCUGUAUGAUC
Molecule: messenger RNA, 6135 nt
Organism: Syngnathoides biaculeatus (alligator pipefish)
Lineage: Eukaryota; Metazoa; Chordata; Actinopteri; Syngnathiformes; Syngnathidae
Gene: cds1
Product: CDP-diacylglycerol synthase (phosphatidate cytidylyltransferase) 1
Exons: 13
Coding region: 502-1866 (454 amino acids)
Cellular component (GO): endoplasmic reticulum membrane
Molecular function (GO): phosphatidate cytidylyltransferase activity
Source: RefSeq, a predicted model, not a curated record